This is a messenger RNA of Tyto alba (common barn owl), 2137 nucleotides long. RefSeq names its product regulatory factor X5 (gene RFX5). Gene Ontology annotation, molecular function: DNA-binding transcription factor activity, RNA polymerase II-specific; RNA polymerase II cis-regulatory region sequence-specific DNA binding. The record is from RefSeq and is a predicted model, not a curated record. The transcript has 9 exons. Bases 203 to 2122 code for a protein of 639 amino acids. Lineage: Eukaryota; Metazoa; Chordata; Aves; Strigiformes; Tytonidae. Gene Ontology annotation, biological process: regulation of transcription by RNA polymerase II.
AAAAUAAGCGGCCGGCGGGGCCCGCGGGCGCGUCCCGGUGGGGCGCAGCACUUUCGGUUCCUGUUGCGCGCGGGGCAGCGGCACGUGGCGGGGCCAAAACCGGCCCGAACCGGCCCAAACCGGAGCCCGAACCGGAGCCCGACCCGGCCCGGCAUGAGGCGGGCCGCGCCCCGGCUGUAGCCGCCCGCAGGAACCAAAUGUCAUGGCUGACGAAGAGCUGAGCACCCGAGCCACCGAAAAGGGAAGUUUGUCACCCAGCAGCUCCCGGGGCAGCACGACCGAGUCAAGCACGCUGCUGCAGGAGCUGAAGAGCAGCAUCUCCAAAUCCGUGCAGAGCAAAGUCGACUCCAUCCUGGUGAGUGCCUCGGCGGCACCUUGUGCUGAGGAUGUCCAGAAGUUUUCAGACAGCGACAAGCUCUACCUCUACCUCCAGCUGCCGUCGGGACCGAGCCUGGGGGAGAAGAGCGGUAGCCUGGACCUGAGCUCGCUGAGCACGGCCGAGUACAUGCACGCGUGCAACUGGAUCCGGAACCACCUGGAAGAGCACACGGACACCUGCCUGCCCAAGCAGGACGUCUACGACGCCUACAAGCGAUACUGCGAUAACCUCUGCUGUCGCCCGCUGAGCGCCGCCAACUUUGGCAAGAUCAUCCGGGAGAUCUUCCCAAACAUCAAAGCCCGACGGCUGGGAGGCCGAGGACAAUCAAAAUACUGCUACAGCGGGAUCCGGAGGAAGACGGUGGUCAGCCUGCCGCCCCUGCCCAGCCUGGACCUCAAAGUGACGGAGACCCAGUCGGAGCUGACGGACCUGGUGCAGUCCUACAACAGCGAGGUGAUGGAGGCGGCCUGCGCCCUGACCUGCGACUGGGCCGAGAAGAUCCUCAAGCGCUCCUUCAACAACAUCGUGGAGGUGGCCCAGUUCCUCAUCCAGCAGCACAUCAUCAGCUCCCGCUCGGCCCGCGCCGACCUGGUCAUGGCCAUGGUGGUCUCAGAGAGCACAGAGAAAAUCCACCGUGAGAGUCGGACCCCGGCGACGGUGAAGAAGAACGGCCUGGACGCCUCCGAGAGCAGCGACAGGAGCCAGGGGCAGGUGAGACCCCACUGGAGCCGGGUGGGGAGCCGGGCCCCCCACUCACCCUGGGGGGCACAUGUUCGGGGAAGCAGCCCCGCGCUGCUGCGGUGUCCCCCCUGCCAGUGCCUCUGCCUGCAGAUCAAGAAGGAGAGCGGCCCUAAGCCCCCUGGCCCGCCCCGGCCCGAGAAGAAGAAGCCCCCGGAGCCCCCCAAAACGGCCAGCAGCCCCCAGGUGAACGCCCUGGUCGCCCGCCUGCCCCUGCUCCUGCCCCGCAUCCCGGCGGGGGAGCGACCGACGGCGCCCGGUCCCGCCUCCGUCCGCUCCUCCCCUCCUGUCCUGGCACCCAAAAUCACGGCCGCCCCCCUGGGGGGCACCGUCAAGGUGGCCCUGCCGCUGCCGGUGGGCACGGCCUCCCCCUCCCUGCCUCUGGGGCUGGCCCCGGGGGCCAACGGGCCGGCGGGGCUGCUGAGCCAGCAAGCCGCCGUCCCCGUCCUCAACGUGCUGCUCCCUGGCGUGGGCGUCCCCCCGGCCGAGAGCCCCGCCAACCCCCGGAGCGUGGGGGGCAGCGGCGAGGGGCCUGGCCUCCAGGACUCCCUGCGCCCCAAGGCCACCAAACGUCCCCUGGAGCCGGCCGGCGAUGCCGUCCCACAGAAGCGGAGACGCGGACGGCCGCGGAAGAGGCCGGAGGAAGGGGGCGCGGGGUCCCCGGGGGGGCUGUCAGCGGGGGCUGAUGGUGGUGGCGGUGCCACCGGCCCCCUCGGGGGCAGCCCCCCCAGGGGGUCCCUGCCCGCCCAGGUCAGUGUCAUCCAGGAUGGCAGGACGGGGGCCGGAGUCACUGACGGUGGCGAGCUGGCACUGGAGGAGGGGGCGGCGGCGGCGCAGCAGAGCCUGGGCGAGGCAGGGUCCCCCCUGGGUGACGCGGGGGCUGCGGGGGGCUCCUGUCCCUCUCGGGAUGGCGGGGACCCCCCCCACACACCCCCUGAGGGACAGAUGCUGGCAGGGACGGGUCCUGCUGCUGUGUCCCCACACGCCCCCGCCUCCCGGCAUUAAAAACCAUCCGCUCCA